Molecule: messenger RNA, 1644 nt
Organism: Lindgomyces ingoldianus
Lineage: Eukaryota; Fungi; Ascomycota; Dothideomycetes; Pleosporales; Lindgomycetaceae
Product: glutamate decarboxylase
Exons: 5
Coding region: 1-1644 (547 amino acids)
Biological process (GO): L-glutamate catabolic process
Cellular component (GO): cytosol
Molecular function (GO): pyridoxal phosphate binding; glutamate decarboxylase activity
Source: RefSeq, a predicted model, not a curated record
AUGGCAGGCCUCGCUCGACACGUUGACCCUGAAGAACUUAUCAAAACUUCACAUGACCAUCCCUCACAUAAGGCCGGACAGCAUUCUAGCUCCCGAGUGCUGUCUCACACUACUCCGUACUCUAGUCGAUACGCUAGUGCAACUGAACUUUCCAAGUUCCGCAUUCCCCAUGACGGUGCUCCUGCCGAUGUUGUUCACCAACUUCUGAAGGACGAGUUAGACUUGGAUGGACGACCAAACCUGAACCUCGCCUCUUUCGUUGGCACCUACAUGGAGCGAGAAGCGGAGCAACUAAUGGUUGAAAAUCUCUCGAAGAACAUGUCGGACGCUGAUGAGUACCCAGCCAUGAUGGAUAUGCACGCUCGGUGUGUUUCAAUCCUCGCACACCUCUGGGCAGUUCAAGAAGGGGAGAAGGCCAUCGGAUCUGCGACCACGGGCUCAAGUGAAGCCAUACAUCUUGGCGGAUUGGCUAUGAAGCGGCGCUGGCAGGAAAAGCGGCAAGCCGAAGGAAAGGACACAUUGAAGCCGAACAUUAUCAUGGGUGCCAAUGCUCAAGUUGCCCUUGAGAAAUUUGCGCGGUACUUUGAGGUCGAAGCGAGAAUCCUCCCGGUUUCUGAGAAUAGCUCCUAUCGCCUUGAUCCGGAAUUGGUAAAGAAGAACAUUGAUGAGAAUACCAUUGGUAUCUUUGUCAUACUGGGGUCUACGUACACUGGGCAUUACGAGCCUGUUGAGGAGAUUUCGAACAUUCUCGAUGACUAUGAGAAGAAGACAGGAGCUUCGAUCCCGAUCCAUGUCGAUGCAGCCUCUGGAGGUUUUAUUGCACCAUUCACGCACGCCAAAGCUGGCUUCAAGUGGAACUUUGAACUGCCACGGGUCAAAUCAAUCAACACCUCCGGUCACAAGUUCGGAUUGGUGUAUGCUGGUGUGGGUUGGAUCAUUUGGCGAGAUGAAAGCUAUCUACCCAAACAUCUGCUUUUCGAGCUGCACUACCUUGGUGGCACCGAGGAAUCUUAUACUCUGAACUUUUCACGGCCUGGGGCGCAGAUCAUCGCGCAAUACUACAAUCUCAUCCACCUUGGUUUUACUGGCUACCAGAAUAUUAUGGAAAACACUCUCGCAAACGCUCGGCUCCUCAGCCGUGCGCUUGAGGGUACCGGAUGGUUUCGCUGUAUUAGCGAUAUCCACCGAAAACAGGGCGAUCACAAAUACGAAAAGGGCAAGAGGCAGUUCGAAGAAGGCCAAAACAGUGCAGACUAUAAUGCCGGACUUCCCGUCGUUGCUUUCACCGUCUCGGAUGACUUCAAAAAGGACUAUCCUCAUGUAAAGCAAGCUGCAGUCAGCAAUUUGCUGAGGGCCAAACAGUACAUCAUUCCGAAUUAUCCAUUGCCCCCGAACGAGGAGAAAACCGAAAUUCUGAGGGUGGUUGUCCGCGAAAGCCUAUCACUAGAUAUGAUGGAUCGCCUGGUCACGGAUAUUUGCAACGUUACCGAGACACUUAUGAAGUCAGACACGUUUGAUUUGGCAGCUUGGCAGCCAACGACUCCAAGUGUCGAGAAACAACACGGCAAUCAUGGCCUGGAGGCCAAAAACAAACACAAGGCCCGUUGCCCAAUGCGUGACGGGGUUCAUCGAACAGUUUGUUAG